UUGAGAGUAAACGUGCGGAGACGCUUGGAAGAAUAGAAGGAAAUGGUGAAAAUUCUUUUGGUGGUUUUUCUAUUUAUUCUAACUGGUGCAGCUUAUGAGUCUUCUAUUAAACACACUCAUAGGCCAGCACUGGCAGAUGGUCUGUCGUGGACAUUUUACAAUGAAAGCUGUCCCAACGUGGAGGCCAUUGUUAAGGCAACACUUGCGUCUUUUCUGGAUAAAAAUGUCACUCAAGCUCCCGGUGUGUUAAGACUCCUUUUUCAUGACUGCUUCGUCCAGGGGUGCGAUGCAUCCAUUUUGUUAAAUGGAACAGGCAGUGAGCUGGAAGAUUCUCCAAAUUUGACAAUAAGAAAGGAGGCGGUGAAGAUAAUUGAAGUAAUAAAGUAUGCAGUUGAAGCUGAUUGCCCUAGAACUGUGUCCUGUGCGGACAUCUUAGCAUUAGCAGGCUCCUACGCAGUAUACAUGGCGGGAGGACCGGAGAUUCCAGUACCACUUGGCAGGAGAGACAGCCUCACAAACGCUAAUUCGAGUGUAGUAGUGGACAGUCUUCCCAGAACAGAAUCAAAUUUGUCUGCAUUAAUGGCUCUCUUCGCUGAAAAAGGUUUCACUGAUAUUGCCGAGCUUGUAGUACUUUCAGGUGGUCAUACAUUUGGUAUCUCUCAUUGCGUGUCCUUCGCCUACAGACUUUACCCAACACAGGAUUCCACUCUGAAUGAGAGUUUUGCAGAGGAACUUUACCUCACAUGCCCGUCUUCUACCACUGUCAACACCACUAAUCUGGACAUUCGCACUCCAAAUUUGUUCGACAACAAGUACUACGUGAAUCUAGAGAAUGGUGAAGUAUUGUUUGCAUCUGACGAGAGCCUCUCCACUGAUUCCCGCAGUAGUGAAAUAGUUGCAAGCUUUGCAACAAAUGAGACUCUCUUCUUCGAAAGAUUUGUGGCUGCCAUGGUAAAGAUGGUUCAGCUUGAUGUGCUGACAGGAAGCGAAGGGGAGGUCCGCAAGUUUUGUUCAGUUUCUUCUUCCUCUUCCUCUACAUAUUCCACCAUCGAUGCGGGAGACCGAUUCUCUUCCUCCUAUUGAUAUGUUUGAAUGGCUAUAGUUACUUGUGGUACUAAAGGCUUACGAUUUGGUAUAAUGUGAUCGUGCCAGUGCUUCCUCAUUCCUCUCAUCUGCCAAGAAUCGGGCACGAUCUCUAAUUUUUUUUGUUAUCGCAAAAGAAAAUAAACUCCUUUUCAGUGUAGUUUAGAUUGAUUUAGUAAUAUUUCAAAAUAAAUUUCAAAUUAUCAAAAGAGUCGUUAUCCAAAGAUUAUCAAGAUGAUAACACAAUGGAAAAUGAAGGAUCAAAUUCCCGUUUCAAAGGAGUCCUUUCCUUCUGUUCACCAGGUUCAGAAAAAAGACAUUAGGAUUUGGGGACCCUUGUCGUGAGAUAAAACAGUAAAACUACCCUGACUUUGGGUGGGUUUUCACUCUGUCCUUGGGCUGUGUUAUUGUAAGGUUUUGUUCUUCCUUGGUUUUUGA
Molecule: messenger RNA, 1521 nt
Organism: Cryptomeria japonica (Japanese cedar)
Lineage: Eukaryota; Viridiplantae; Streptophyta; Pinopsida; Cupressales; Cupressaceae
Product: peroxidase 12
Exons: 4
Coding region: 43-1083 (346 amino acids)
Biological process (GO): hydrogen peroxide catabolic process; response to oxidative stress
Molecular function (GO): heme binding; peroxidase activity
Source: RefSeq, a predicted model, not a curated record